This is a messenger RNA of Catharus ustulatus (Swainson's thrush), 4276 nucleotides long. Its product is annotated as E3 SUMO-protein ligase PIAS2-like. The record is from RefSeq and is a predicted model, not a curated record. Gene Ontology annotation, molecular function: transcription coregulator activity; SUMO ligase activity. The transcript has 5 exons. Lineage: Eukaryota; Metazoa; Chordata; Aves; Passeriformes; Turdidae. Bases 341 to 1117 code for a protein of 258 amino acids. Gene Ontology annotation, biological process: protein sumoylation; regulation of transcription by RNA polymerase II.
GCUCAGCUUUCCUGACAGGCCUGGAGCUGCUGCCGGAGCUCGGCGGGGACGGAGGAGCUGCCUCUUCCCUAUCACCUCGCCGGUUGGGGCCUGCUUGGAACCGCUAUGGGCGUGGAGGGUCCUGGCCCGGUACCGGCGGGUGUUUCCGUACUAAACAUGACGACUUUCUUCUCACGAUUUCCCUCAGAGCGGGAGAGGCGGGCCGCCAUAGAGGAGUGGAGCGCCCUCCCCCUCGUCGCCGGAGCUGCCCUCCUCCGUCACUUGCCGAGGGCGCGCACGGGGUGCACGAUGGUGGCUGGUGGGGCCCGGCGGCGGCAGCAGCACCAGCAGCGGGUAGAAAAUGUCGGAUUUCGAGGAGCUGCGGAAUAUGGUAUCAAGUUUUCGUGUUUUUGAACUACAAGUGUUGAUGGGGUUUGCUGGACGUAAUAAAAGCGGGCGGAAACAUGACCUCCUGAUGAGGGCACUGCACUUACUGAAGAGCGGCUGCAGGCCAACAGUUCAGAUCAAAAUCCGAGAACUCUAUAGGCAUCGGUAUCCAAGGACGUUUGAAGGACUUUUGGAUUUAUUUGCUAUAAAACCUGCAGUUUUCAAUUUGGACAGUAGUUCCUCUCCUGCUGAGCUUGCUGGCAUUCACCCACUCUCUUCUUCUUUAGUCACACCUCAGUCUCCUUCCUCGCCUGUCAAUUCUGUGUUCCUCCAAGACACUAAGCCCCACUUUGAGAUGCAGCAACCAUCCCCUCCAAUUCCACCUGUUCAUCCUGAUGUUCAACUGAAAAACUUACCAUUUUAUGAUGUGCUUGAUGUGCUCAUAAAACCUACACAUUUAGUACAGAGCAGUAUUCAGAGGUUCCAAGAGAAGUUUUUUAUCUUUGCUUUAACACCUCAUCAGGUCAGAGAAAUCUGUAUUUCCAGAGACUUCUUGCCUGGGGGCAGAAGAGGUUACACAGUCCAAGUUCAGCUAAGGUUAUGCCUAGCAGAGACAAGCUGCCCUCAAGAAGAUAAUUACCCUAAUAGUUUGUGUAUUAAAGUAAACGGGAAACUGUUUCCAUUGCCGGUAAGCUUGUUUGUAUGUGACUUGUGGUGUGUGUGUGUGUUAUCUGUAACAUUAGCUUGCUAAAACAGUCAAGCUGUUUAUUAUCACAUACAUUUCUCUGGUUACUGUUAGGUAUAUAGUUUGUAUGUUGUCUAUGUGAGAUAACCAUUACUACUGUUAAUCAUGUUACAGCCACUGCAUGGAGUAAUUGUGUUUUAGCCACCUAUAACAAACCUUAUCUAUUGCAGUUAACAAAAUAUGUCAAAACCAAACCAGUGUCUGCAUGAAGAAUCCUCCUCCUAGGUAUUCAAAUUGAGUUUGACUUGAUUGGUAGUAACCCUCACUGUUUGGGCUGUUUAUAUUUGUGAUUGGCUUGAGUUCCUUCUUGUUGCAAGGGAAUGGUAUUGCUUUCUUGUGUACAAGUUUGUAUGCUGCUCUGCAUCUGUCUGGUUAGUGCAAAAUUCAUUGCGUGAAUGAAGAACAGACACAUUUUAGGAUUCUUAGCAUUUACUGAUACUAAAACAGAACAGUGUUGGCAGUCAUACACUUCACUGGUGUCUGAUGUUUAAAAACUAGUACAUUAGCACGAUCAUCUCAAGGCAUAAUAUUUAUACAUAUAUACUAAAAGGUAAAAACACCUCAUUAUUCUUAAAAAGUCUCUGGAAUGAGUAUCUCUGUACAAUAGAACAGAGAAACUCUUAUGCAACCUGUUCUGAAAUGGUUCUGGAAGCUAUUGAAGAUGGAAAAAGUAGUAGUACAGAAGUUUAUUCUUCAGCGGUGGGUUUGGAAAAAUGCUAUGUGGACAGAGAAGGUGUGAAACCUCUUUUUUAUUAUGUCUGUCACCACCUUGAUGUAUCAGAUGUAUUGUCCUGUAUGCUCCCUCCUGCAUUUGCAACCCAUGACUGGUUUUUUGCCUCUACUCAUCUUAAAGGAGACUCUUUAGCUUCUCUUCCUCUUACUUCUUUGGCCAUUGCAUCACUGUUCUUCUGUCUGUCUUCAGUGUGUAAGAAGGUUUCUUUCAUGUUUUCCAGUCAGUAUUUUUUGCAAAUGCCAGUUAUGUUCUCUGAUAAGCUUGAGGAUUUUCUCCUUUCUUACGCAGAUUGUCUUCUUUUCUUUAAGCAAGGAACCAAAAAAAUUUGGUCUGAUAUUAUCUUAUGGACAUCAAUGUUUGCUGAUGCCUAGUCUUGCGAAUAUAGUUUAUGCCCUGCUAUGCUGUCUUAUGCUCUUCAUUUUGUACAUAACAUAUGUCACAGUCAUAGCAAAAAUUGUUUGUAAUCUUAGAUUAUUGCUUUGCUUUAGAUCUAAAUCCUGUAGGUUCUUCCUGCACAUCAGGAUUCUUUAAUUUUUCAUCUGAACUUUAGGUGAAAAAGUAAAUAAAUUAUUGUCUUGGCAACUUCCUUUCCUCUCCUCCUUCAGUAUGAGCUGAAUGAAAAAUGCAAUCUCAGUCCAAAUGCUUCUGCCAACAUUUUCUGUUGAUUUUUGUCACUGUCUGCAUCCCUCUGGCAGUUUCUUUCUGUUGCAGGAAAUGCAAGAUAAUUUCCUUGUCUCAAAGACCACUAUUGUCCGACUCAGUAGUGUGUGUAUUAAUUAAUCAGUGAUGCCAGCCUCUAUUGCCAACUUGCACAAUUCUUAAAUGAGUACUGUUCUGUCUUUCCCUAGUAUAGAAGUUCAUGCUUCUGCAGAUGUCUGUAAAUUAUUCUUGGUUGUUUCCUUGACUGCAGUCCUCACCAGAAACUUCAGAAAAAUGCUGCCAGUGUACCAGUACUGCUUCAGGUUGUGCCAACUAAUGUUAACAUGGUAUUUCCUUGUAUUCAUACAACUAUCUGUGUCCUCCUUUUAUAGUGUUGGUUCUGACAUAAAAGGAGGAAUUGUAGAGUCUUGCAUGCUGCUAUCUUGGUAAGUAACAAGGUUUUUAUACACUAUGAACUACAGCAGGUGGUUCUUCUGUUGAUGUUUUUUGUAAGCAAGACAGAAUGUGAAAAUUCAAAAGGUGAUUUGCUUUUCUUAGGGAACCUCCAUAAACCACUGCAGAUCUCUUUCAAAGGCCAAAAUCAAAUAUGUCAGGGAAGGUUGGAAAUAGCCAGAUAUUAAGAGCAAUCAUGCUUUCUGUUGAUAGAUUUUUCUGGCUAUAACAGGUGAUACCUGCUUUGACUAAUAAGGUUAUUGAAACAAGUGUGGAAGACUUAAAGACACAAAUUAUGUUGGGACUUGCUAGCCACUAGAUUUGGCAGCCUAACUAAACAGUGCUAGACCAUGCUGGUUGAGAUAGGCAAGCAGAGUGUUCUUAACUCCUGGAAGGCCAGGAAGGGAAGGUUUUAAGUUGUUCUAGGAGUACAAGAUUGAAUCUGUUUUCAAGGUCAUUGCGAAAGAAAACACCAAAAACUUGACUGAAAUGAAGCAUGUGCACUGCAGAGUCUCUCUCUAAAAAAAAAAAAAAAAAAGAAAAAAGAAAAGAAAAAAAAGUUGGGAAAUGCAAGAGAACUUGCAUUCUUGCUCUCUUGAGUGCAAGGCAAUUUCAUUUUUAGGUUGGAGGCCAGCAGGCUUACUGUGGCUGGUACAGUAUGGGGGAAAUACUCUCCUGAAUAUUGCAGGGAUGGUGUGUUUGUCCACAUAAGCUGAUAAUGUCACCAUAGAUAGUAGACAAAGGCCUACUACACCAAAGCAAUGGGGAUAUAUACCCUAUAAAUGGCAGCAGUUCUUAUGUCUGAUUAAAGGCAAAUAAUUCAUUCUUUUACAUGUGAAAUUAUCAGUAGUUUCCUUUCAUCUGCUGCCUCUAUGUUCUGUGAUGAAGGGCACAUGGUAAGGUGCCUAGUAGCUACUGGGUCACUCCUCUGGGGUAAGAACAAUGAAAGGCAGUGAUUAUCCUAUGGUGGAUGUCCUGGUUUAGGGCAAAUGUUGGCAGGAAACCUCCAAAGGGGUCUCCUCUAAAAUGCAGAUUUCAGUGACCUCAUCCCCCAACUGGUUUGGGAGAAUAAUCUCCUUGGAGAAAAGUGAAAAAACUGUUUAUUUAACAAACAAAGUAUUCACAAGCAUGAAAAAUGAAUACUAUUUGUAGAGAGUUAGGGACAUGCGUGCGGAAGAUAUCGGGCUGUACGGUCAGUUAGGACACACCCCCUCUGCAGCCAGACCCCUGCCCUGUACCUGGAUGUACCUUGCUGACGUAAGCAGGAGGAAGUGACACUAACUACCCAAGCUAUAAGAACCCUUGUGACCCCUCAAUAAACGCCAUUUGUUUUUCCACCA